AUGGACAGCCCGAUAGAUAGGUCCGGGGGCUCGUCCUCGGCGCCGGGCUCGACGCCGACGGGUACGGCGACGACGCCUCACAGUGGUAGCGGUGGUGGUGGUGGUGGUAGUGUUGCCAAGACGCCUAGUGUUGCUAUGCCGUUAGGAAGUAUGUCUGCGGCGAGCGCGGUUGGUUCAUCUACGACGACGACAACGACGACGAGUACGACGGCCUCGGCUUCGGCUGGGAGGGGCGGCACGCCUGGCGCUACUACGCCUGGCGCUGCUACUGCGAAUACUGGAGCGGCUGUCAUUUCGAGGCGGUCGCAUCCCAAGUCGAGGACGGGUUGUAGGACCUGUAAGAAUCGGAAGAUCAAGUCCCAGCGCCACUCCUCGUCGGUCCCGCGCUCGCCGGGGAGUGCUCCGACUCCGGGGCCGAUCAAUGGAGCGGGCGGUGACCCCCUGGACCUCGGCAACGGCGGUAGCGGUGGGGCCGGCGGUGGCGGCGGCGGCAGCAGCAGCAUCGACCUCUCCCUGAACCUCAUCGACCUGGAGCUCAUGCACAACUUUACGACCUUUGCCUUCAACACGCUCUCGACGGACCCCGUCGUAAGGCAGAUGUGGAAGGUGCCCGUCGUCCGGCUGGCGCUCGAGUGCGACUACGUCAUGAGGGCCCUCCUGAGCGUGUCAGCGCUGCACCUCGCGCACCACAGGCCCGAGAGGCGGGAUUUUUUUAUCAGUCGGGCCUUGACGUAUCACCAAAUGGCGAGCCGGACGGCCAUUGGGUUGAUGGGCGCGCUGGACGGGGAGAAUUGCGAAAAGUUGUAUCUGUUUUCGGUGUUGACCAUCUUUUUUGCUCUCGCCUGCCCACGCAAGUCCUCCGACUCGCUGAUCAUGGGCGAGUCCUCCUUCCCAGACUGGCUCUUCCUCCUGCGCGGCACCCGCUCCCUCCUGGAGGAACUCGACCCGCACACCUACGCCGGUCCGCUGACCCCCAUGUUCAACCACGGCCGCGAGCGCUACUUGCACACGCGCGACCAUGCCAAGGUCCACUCGGACCUCCUCGCGGACCUACAGCGCCUCGUCAACAAGACGUGCGGCGACGCGGCCUUGCUGCCCGUGUACAACCGCGCCAUUGACGAGCUGCGGCGGACGCUGAGCGGGUUUCUGUGGGACGGCGGGCGGGGCAUGGAUAUCACUGAUGCCUUUGUGUGGAAGUACCUGAUGGCGGAGGAUUUCUUGCCGUUGUUGAAGAGCCCCGGCGCGACGCAGGAGGCUGUUGCCAUUUUUGCGCAUUUUUGUAUACUGCUCAAGAGAUUGGAGAAUGAGUGGUGGCUUCAGGGGUGGGCUACGCAUCUUAUUUCGAGGGCGUGGGCUGUGCUUGAUCAGGAUCAUCGGCUUUGGAUUCAGUGGCCUAUUGAGGAGCUUGGGUGGGUGCCUCCUUGA
Messenger RNA from Colletotrichum orchidophilum, 1425 nucleotides. RefSeq lists its product as uncharacterized. Lineage: Eukaryota; Fungi; Ascomycota; Sordariomycetes; Glomerellales; Glomerellaceae. Gene Ontology annotation, biological process: regulation of transcription by RNA polymerase II. The coding region runs from base 1 to 1425 and encodes 474 amino acids. The transcript has 3 exons. Gene Ontology annotation, molecular function: DNA-binding transcription factor activity, RNA polymerase II-specific. The record is from RefSeq and is a predicted model, not a curated record.